Parasteatoda tepidariorum (common house spider) is the source of this 1634-nucleotide messenger RNA. RefSeq lists its product as uncharacterized. Gene Ontology annotation, cellular component: plasma membrane. The record is from RefSeq and is a predicted model, not a curated record. Lineage: Eukaryota; Metazoa; Arthropoda; Arachnida; Araneae; Theridiidae. Gene Ontology annotation, biological process: sodium ion transmembrane transport. Gene Ontology annotation, molecular function: ligand-gated sodium channel activity.
UAAAAAACAUUCUUUCUAAACCAUGUCGCAUUUUCAUUAGAUUUUGAUUCUAAGCCUUCAAUAUGUGGGGAUCAGUUUUUAUAUGGGAAAUAUGAUCAUAUUAGUUAAUUCAGAAGAGCAGGUGACUAUUUGGACCUCUAUAGGAAAAGUGAAAAUAUCAUCAAGGGGUCCAAACUUUCAACCGUACUCCUGACUUAAGUGUUGUAAUCAUAUCUUUCAAAUAGCGGCUACUUCCUACGUUUUGAGGUUCAAAUCGGUCAAAAAAGAGGCUUGUUUAUGGAGAGAAAUGAAAACUCCCUUGGAUAAAACAUGAUUAGAAAAUCAAGUAUUAGCCCAGUAAACAAUUUUGCAGCUACAAAAGAUGGCACUAGUAAAAGAACCCAAGAGGAAAUAAAUCCGAGUAGUGGGAUCCUGAAAAACGACACUAUGCAAAAUCUGGAAAAUCCACAAAAUCUGGAAUCAUUUGGAAGCUACGCAAAAUCUGUUUUCGAAAAAUCACUCAUCACCAGUUUACCACAAAUCGUCUCUUCGAAAACGUGGAAGAAAAAGUUGUGGAAGUCAGUUGUCUUUUUAUUUAGCUUGGCUGCAUUUCUCCACUUAACACAGGAAUUCUUCGCGCAUUAUUGGACAUACCCAACAGAAUCUCACGUAGUAGAAAGCAGACCGGAGGAAAUUGUUCUGCCUGCAGUAACGUUCUGCAGUAAUAAUCAUUUCAGUCGAGAAAAGUUUUGCAAUAUGUUCCCUUUUAUGUGUACCGAUUACAGUAAUGAUACAAAAGCAUUUUGUGCGAAGUUUCCAAAAUAUUGCCAAGCGAUGUAUGGUUUAGCUUUCACACCCAAUAAGAAAGUUCCGGUAAGAGCGGCUUUCUUUGACAACUGGUUCUACCGUCAAUGGAAAACAGCCUACUUAUUGAAUAAUAUGGAUCUAGGAAGGUGCGAUAAACAUUACAGUCUUAAUCAAGCCAUCAAUCUUAGGUGCAACAUGAAACAUUCUCCACUACUGGUGAAAGGAUAUCCUCAUUUUUGUAGAACAGUAGAACCUCUACUCGGGCAACCAGAAUCCAAGGAUGAAAUGAUCAAUGAAACUUUUUAUUAUGCGUUUGAUUUUCUGAACCAUCCAGAGGAUUAUUUUAGGCAUUCAGAUCCGCAUUUACUUUACGUAGUGGUUCACAAUCGCAGGCAUUUAGUGAAUCCAUACAAGAAGGGAAUUAUUUUAAAAGUUGGACACCAGUACGCUCUUCGAGUAUCUAUGAAUGAAAUUGAAAGGCUCCCUUAUCCUUAUGAUACGAACUGCACUGAUUAUUUAGCUGCAUGGAGGAGAAACAAUGGCACCGGUCCUCUGAAUCAAGAUAGUUGCAUUGAGUAUUGCAAAUUCAGAAAGCUUGUGUCAGAGGGCAAAUGUAUUGACGAAUUCACUUCUUAUGAACCUCAUUUGGAAAAUCUCUGUGGAAAAAAUAUAAAAACUACUACUCACGCCAUGACAAAAGAAUGUGUUAAAGAAUGCCAGCCAGCAUGCCUAGAACAGAAUUACGAGGUUGAUAAGGAAGUGUCCGAACUAUUCGCAGAGGGAUCUAUGGUAUGAUAUUUUGUAAUACUGUAAGAAUAAUUAUGAUUUGUUGAGCAGUGUCGUUUACU